AACUGAAAUUACAAAAAUACCCCCCAACCGGCAACCCCCAAAAAGAGUGAUAGAGAGAGAAACCCCAUUAAGCUCAAACUGAGUUCAUCCCAAAAACCCCUGAAAAAUGUCCUCCUGUCAACUGUGAACUGUGAAGUAACCUCUCUAAUCUCAUCCUAUGCAUUAGAAUUACAGCAAUAUGAUGAUGACAAUUACCAAUAAUUUCUGCAAAAAUUUUGAUUUCAUUUUCUUCAACAAUACCCAUUUUUUAAUUUCCCCUCAAAACCCCAUUAAAUCUUCUUCUUCAUCUUCUUCUAAGUUGAGAAUUUCUUCAAAAUCUCCCAAUUUUUGCUCCAUUAAUUCCUUCCUUCGUCUCUCUAAUCCUAGAAAAACCCUUAAAUUUAAAACCCAUUGUAAUUCCAACUCCAAUUUUACAUCAACUGGAGAUAAUAAGCAAGCAGAUGAAGUUGAAGAAGAUGACACUGAGGCGUUUCAGCUUUUUCAGAAAGUUAGAGAUGCAGAGAGAGAAAGAGUAAAGAAGCAGGAAGAGUUUGAGAACAAAGCAAAUGUGCAAUUGGAGAGGCAGCUUGUAAUGGCCUCUGAAUGGAGCAGAACCUUGUUGACUAUGCGUGGGAAAUUGAAAGGAACUGAGUGGGAUCCUGUGAAUUCACACAAAAUUGAUUAUAGUGAAUUUAUGAGUCUCUUAAACACAAAGAAUGUCAAAUUUAUGGAAUACUCAAAUUUUGGUCAGACUAUAUCAGUGAUAUUGCCUCACUACAAAGAUGGGAUGGUAAAAGGAAUCUCUGAAGAAAACCCAAAAGAGGAAGUUGUUUUUAAGCGCCAUGUAGUUGACCGGAUGCCAAUUGAUUGUUGGAAUGAUGUUUGGCAUAAGUUGCAUCAACAAUUGGUAAGUGUUGAUGUAAUAAAUGAGAACACAGUGCCUGCAGAAGUCUAUUCUUCUGUUGCAACAGCUGUCGUAUGGUCUAUGAGGCUAGCUCUUUCCAUAAUGUUGUAUCUAUGGAUUGAUAGUGUUACAAGGCCAAUAUAUGCCAAGUUAAUCCCUUGUGAUUUGGGGAAACCCAGCAAAAAGGUGAGACAGCCCCUUAAGCGUCGUGCAUUGGGAUCAUUGGGGAAGAGUCGAGCGAAAUUUAUAUCUGCAGAAGAAAGAACAGGAGUGACAUUUGAUGAUUUUGCUGGCCAAGAGUAUAUAAAACGAGAAUUGCAAGAGAUUGUACGGAUUCUAAAAAAUGAAGAAGAGUUUCAGGAUAAAGGCAUUUAUUGCCCCAAGGGUGUGUUACUUCAUGGCCCUCCAGGAACUGGUAAAACAUUAUUAGCUAAAGCUAUUGCUGGGGAAGCAGGACUUCCUUUCUUUGCUGCCAAUGGGACGGAUUUCGUAGAGAUGUUUGUUGGUGUAGCAGCAUCUCGGGUGAAGGACCUUUUUGCUAGUGCUAGAUCAUUUUCUCCUUCUAUCAUUUUUAUUGAUGAGAUCGAUGCUAUUGGUAGCAAGCGUGGUGGCCCUGACAUUGGAGGUGGCGGGGCUGAAAGAGAACAAGGUCUGCUUCAAAUAUUAACUGAAAUGGAUGGGUUUAAAGUUUCCACAUCACAGGUGUUGGUCAUCGGAGCUACCAAUCGACUAGAUAUCCUUGAUCCUGCCUUGCUGAGAAAAGGAAGAUUUGACAAGAUUGUAAGAGUUGGUCUACCCUCCAAAGAUGGCAGAUUGGCUAUAUUGAAGGUACAUGCAAGGAACAAGUUUUUUCGUUCUGAAGAGGAAAAAGAAGUAUUGCUGCAGGAAGUGGCAGAGCUAACUGAAGAUUUUACUGGAGCAGAGCUACAGAAUAUUCUCAAUGAAGCUGGAAUAUUGACUGCUAGGAAAGAUCAAGACCACAUUGGCAGAGAAGAACUACUGGAGGCCUUGAAAAGGCAACAGGGUACAUUUGAAACUGGAAUAGAAGACACAAAGGAAAUUCCAGAGGAGUUGAAGGUGAGAUUAGCUUACAGAGAAGCAGCUAUUGCCGUCUUGGCUUGUUAUUUUCCUGACCCAUAUCGUCCUUUUGUUGAGACCAACAUUAAGUCAGUUCAAAGCCAGCCUAGUAUGCGUUAUGCUGAAGUUUCUGGAAGGGUGUUCUUGAAAAAAUCAGAUUAUGUGAACUCCAUUGUUCGAGCUUGUGCUCCCAGGGUUAUUGAAGAAGAGAUCUUUGGGAUAGAUAAUUUGUGCUGGAUUUCAUCGAAAGCUACUCUUGAAGCUUCAAGAUUAGCUGAGUUUUUGAUUUUGCAAACAGGGAUGACAGCUUUUGGAAAAGCAUAUUAUAGACAUCAGCGCGAUCUUGUCCCAAAUCUUGCUCCCAAACUUGAAGCUCUAAGAGAGGAAUACAUGCGUUUUUCUAUUGAGAAAUGUUCAUCGGUGUUGAGGGAACACUAUGCUGCUGUGGAGACGAUAACAGAUGAACUCCUUGAUAAGGGAGAGAUUAAUGCCUCAAAAAUAUGGGAGAUUUUUCAAACAUCUCCCCGAAUUUCUCAGCCAGCUGUUGAUCCUGUUGACGAGUACGGUGCUUUGGUUUAUGCUGGAAGAUGGGGUAUACAUGGUAUCACUUGUCCAGGAAGGGUUACCUUUGCACCCGGUAAUGUGGGAUUUUCAACCUUUGGGGCACCUCGUCCCAUGGAAACCCAAAUUAUUAGUGAUGAAACCUGGAAGCUAGUAGAUGAUAUUUGGGAUAAAAGGGUUGAGGAGAUGAGAGAUGAAAUUUUGAAAGAGGUUGAAGAAGAAAAGGAGAGACCAGCACUCUUGAUGGCUAGCCAUUUCCUAUGAUAUCAUGAUUCUCAAGCAGAAGACUCAUCUUACAUCUUGUAUCUCUUGUUGGCAGUUAUUGCAGCUUUAAAUGAGAUCAUCAUAUCUAUAUAUACAUGCUCAUUUAUAGCAGAUUUUGAUAGCAGUUGAUGAGAUUUUGGCAUCAAUAGCAGUUCUUCAGGUACAUUAAGAUAGGAGAAGUGGACUCAUUGAAGAAGCUGCAUAUCGAGGCAAGUUUAGGCUCUCAGAUGGGUUCGGCGUCAUUAUUUUGAGCAAUACAUGCAACCCUUAAAUUGUUCUUAAACUUUUUUUUUUUUGGGCUGGGGGGAGGGGUUGGCUCUGUUGGUGUGUGAGGUGUUGUGAAAUUGCAAAGCAAUCUGUAUGUUGCAAAUUGUACCAUGAAUUUUUUUGUCAAUGUCAAGGGAAGAAGGAAUGAUAAGUAAGUUGAAUACAUACUCUCAUUAACAAAAUUUAUGCCACCAUUAGAAUUCUCUGGAAAA
Molecule: messenger RNA, 3264 nt
Organism: Chenopodium quinoa (quinoa)
Lineage: Eukaryota; Viridiplantae; Streptophyta; Magnoliopsida; Caryophyllales; Amaranthaceae
Product: probable inactive ATP-dependent zinc metalloprotease FTSHI 4, chloroplastic
Exons: 3
Coding region: 179-2785 (868 amino acids)
Biological process (GO): proteolysis
Cellular component (GO): chloroplast thylakoid
Molecular function (GO): ATP binding; ATP-dependent peptidase activity; metalloendopeptidase activity
Source: RefSeq, a predicted model, not a curated record